AUGAGCAGUGCGCAAACCCGCGCGAGAGGGUCGUCGUCCGCAGCCCCCUCAGACAGGCUCACCCCGAAACUCGUCCCAGCAAUAGACGGACUUGUUAGCUUCUGUCAGAGUCCUCUACGGUCAAUCGACGAGGUUUCAGGAGCAACGGAACAUCUCCUGCUUAUACGCCAUACGCUUAUCGACGACCAUCACCCGCAAGAGGUGAAAGGCCUGUUCCGUCAACUCAAAGGAUUCGAGACCGUCUUGAAUCUCCUAGAAUAUUUGGCGGAGCUAUACAAACCAGAAAUAAUAAGUGACACGGACAGGAAACUGCUCCUCUCAACUGUCAAAGAUGCGCUAGGUAUAAUCGCGGAGAGUUUGAAGGAUGACCCUGGGAAUAAACGAUACUUUGUCAAACGAGACAAUGGAGCAGGCAUUGCGACGUUUGAACGGACUCUAGCUAGCCUAGCGGCCAAGCUGGGGAAUCCCCAUGAUGUGGAAAUCUUUUAUGGAGGUCUUUUGGCUGCAGGAUUGGGGCAGGAGACCAUGUCACAGUUUUUCACUACAGUUAGGAAAAGAGCUGAAAGCUCCGGGCCAAACCCCUUGCUUACACUCUCCGAGACCGUGAACGACACUCUAGGCAGCGGAGAGAUGGUGGAAAACGCGGAGUUUUUUGGACCUUUGCUGCGACUGUGGCUUGUGCAAAGCUCCAAGACAGAGAGCUAUCCCAUUCUUCGGCUAGCAGUCCCGCUAUGCCUUACUCGCCUUGCCUCGCUAUCGCGGCGGAACUGUCUUGCCCUCCAUUCCACAGGAAUUCUCUCCCCCUUGCUAACAAUCGUAACAGUCCCUGAAAGGCCAAAGGAUGAGUUAGGAGUAUACCUCAAGCUGGCAUCUAUACUAUGCCAACACGGAGUCAAUUCACUACAGGAUGCCAUCCAACUCUAUCAAAAGGCCCAGCAACUCUAUCAAAAGGCCCAGCAACUACCUGAGGUUUCCAGAUUUCUUUUAGAUGCUCUAAAGUCUUCCAAGAGCCCUCCGUGUGUUCAUUUCGAUCUGUCAUCCCAUGGAUACUGCUCAAUUGAACUGCCAACUUUAGGGAAACCGUUUCCGUCCAUUACUUCCAGUGGUUAUACUCUAACUGUGUGGGCACGAGUUGAUAAUUUUGAGCCAAACAGCCACACUACUCUCUUCGGCGCCUUUGAUGCAACUCAGACGUGCUUUGUCCUGGUCUAUCUUGAAAAGGACACUCACAACCUUAUUUUGCAGACCUCAAUCAAGGGCGCUAGACCCAGCGUCCGUUUCAAAGCCACAACGUUCUUACCGGGCCAGUGGUACCAUAUCUGUAUCGUGCAUAAACGACCUAAAACACUGUCUGCAUCACGUGCUCUGCUCUUUGUAAACGGUGAAUUUGCAGAGCAACUCAAAGCAGAUUACCCGGUUGUACCAAAGAAUCGUCCCACCCAGAAGGCACCGCGGAUACAGGCAUUCUUAGGGACUCCUCAGGAUCUUGCCGUUCGGGUUGGAAAGGGGGUAUCCUUCUCGAAAUGGUCGCUUGCAUCUGCAAUCCUGUUUGAUGAAGCCUUUAACGAUGACCUCAUUGCCGUCCUAUGCCAUCUUGGACCCAGAUAUUAUGGUAACUUCCAGGACUGUCUAGGCUCUUUUCAGACGUAUCGGGCCUCAGCAACGUUAAAUUUACGCAAUGAGAACCUCCACCCAGGAAAGGAGGAAAAGUCAGAUAUUGUUUCUGUGAUUAGACAAAAAGGUAGUAUUCUCAUUCCGGAAAGCUCUGUUCUCCUCAAUAUAUCGCCUACCUCGGUCCUAGAUGACGAUGAUACCAAUAAUAUUGAUGAAUCACAACUGGUGAAAUCACUUUCGAAGAACGCAGGCAAGACCUUAACCCAGCUUACCAAGAUAAAAGGUAACUCGGUGGUUGUAAAUGGGGCCGUUCCUGCAAUUAACGAUGCCUUGACACAACCCCAUGGUGUUGCAAUACUUACUGGCGAUCCUGUUGUCAUAGUUCCACAGUCUUUGGAUGAUGCCAGCUGGAGGAUUGGUGGCUGUGCAGGUGUUCACCUCAGCCUAGUUGAAUCUGCUACAAGCCGGGAGUCCCUACGUCUUGCUCUGGAACUACUAUUUGAAGCAGUACAAGAUAACUGGAGAAAUAGCGAGGCCAUGGAAAAAGAGAACGGCUAUGGUAUACUUGCUCUACUCUUACGGGAAAAACUUGGCUUUGCCUCUCCUGUCCAGAAUGGCCCCCUGAAGACCACUGCAGUUUGUAGCACCAUGCAGGAACGAAAUGAGGCUGCAAUGGAGCUUCUAAUACCCGUGUUAAAAUUUGUGGGUUACGACUUUGAGAGUCCAAAGAAAUCUCUCAUAAUCAACCCACUGGCCUACCGGAUUCUUCUCAUAGACCUGGAUAUAUGGAGGCAAGGGGAUAUGCCAUUACUGGAAAUAUACUAUUCUCAGUUUCAAACCUUCUGUGUGGAAAGCCAUUACCAUCGGUUUAACUCAAAGCGGCUGUCGAGAAUGCGUGUGAUUAAAAGGCUUAUAGAAGCGCUUAAGGCUGAAACCUUCACAGCAACAACCUUGAAGCUAUUUGUCCCUGCUUUUAAGAGUCUGGUGGGCUCAUGCAUGACUGCUGAAGUACUUCGCUCUGUAUCACUCUUUAUCACGUUCUCGAUCCACACAGUAAAGCAGCCUGUGAGCAAAUUAAACAAAAAUAAGAACAUCCGCCUGGAUCUGCGAUUCCGGCGCCCAGGCCUCUCACAACCAGACCACAUUUCAAGCUGUCUUUCAAAAGAACAGAUAGGGGUAGAAAUCCUGCGUGUGUUUACCGAUGUCUUCUGUAAUAGUGAGGAUACAGUUAGUAUCCAAAAAUUUGCUAGGACAGUCACAAACAAGUGGCUUCUAUACCUUCUUUCAGAAGACAAGCCAGAAGUUGUGAUACUGGUCACAAGAAUUCUCUCCCGCCUAUUCAUUGUUCAUGGAACCGCCUACACCAAAAAGUUUGCAGAGAAGACUGGCGGCUUUGUGAUUAUGCGACAGCGUCUAAAGCGAUGGUGGAACUUGGCUCCCCUGUGGCCGCUGUGUUUCUCGAUACUCUUUGGCAUAGAUCCGGGGCAUAUAAGUUUAGACAGAAACGCUGAUAGUACGGAUCUUCGGCGUUUGUUUUCCUCUCCUGAAAAUCUCAAAGUCUCGUUCCCAGAGGUACUGCCUGUGCUCACAGGCAUGCUUCAGCUUGGGUUGAAAGCGACAGUGGUGCCGAGGGGGGCUUCUCCUUCUGUCCAUACAGAUGACGAGGACAGUGUAUACUUGGUGCGCCCAAGGGCAAACUCCGCGAGUAGCUCUUUACGAUCAGAUACUACUAUUGCGGGUAAUGUACCCACAGAUAAUGAGCUCCUAAAAACGGUCGUUGGUUUCCUCGCUCAUAUCCACGAAAAGUCCCAAAAUUUUCGGGAUUUUGCGGGAACGUCCAAUUAUAUUGAUGAACUUCUCCGAGCUUUAUACCCAGUGGUGGUUGGCUCCGACAUAGUUAACGCAGGCUUCGAACUAGAGUCCAACUCGCAGGGACUCAGAUUUGGCGGGGAUACUGUAACCAUUCAGCCUCUUCCAGGUGCACGACCUAUAGUACGUACCAGCACGGUGAAGGAUAUGGAUAUGCGGGAUAGCAACGAUCAACUUCGCCGUACAUCAUCCUUUAUCCUAGUCUCCUCAGAUAAAUCCAAAUACUCCCCUUCAUCUGCGCGCUUGCAGCAAAUUGUCGCACCUAUGUCCGAUGCUGCAAGCCCUCGUCCGGCCAACCCUAUCGCGAAUGACAUCCUUGAGAUUCUCCUGGCCAUUUACACAGAUCAACUGUUCGGGCGUAAGGAGUUUCCAGGAUUGCUUUUAUUCGUCAGAAUUCCUCCAGGGUUCGUGGAACACCAAAUCUAUUUUGAAUCUUGGCUCCUCAGGAAUCUACUUGCACAUGUGGAAAACAAGAUUUCGAAAGACCAUAAAGUACUGGUUGAGCCUCGCGUGCUAAACAAUCUGUCCCGGCUGCUUUCACAGGUGGCUGAAGCUGUUUACGGCGGAUGGUUCAUUGACGGUGCAAUGGCAACAUUGAACUUUAUUGGGCCUAUUCUUGAGUACUUGCAGGAGCCUGAGGUUGCGUCGCUGAAGAGUGUCAGACUUUGUAGCCAAACGAUUUCAAGCAUUCGUUCAACAGUCUUCCGGACUGUCCUCCUACGAUUGUCCGCAGCUGAAGGCCAAAAUGCAUUUUCGUUUUUACAGCGGCUCGCUUACUGGCAAACGGUCCUCUUGUCUCACGAGGAGACUCCAAACGACCAACUCCAACUAAUAUAUUAUUUACUCUACUCUAAAAUUGUGACAGAAAAGGAGGACGUGCGUGUGGCAGCAGCUGGGCUGUGGAGAAUCACCCUCGUUCAGAAACCGUCUGAAACGUCUGCCAUUCUCAGCCAGGCUACCCCGUCGCUCCAUCGGCGCCUAUCCUUAGGCUUCCAAAAACUUAUGGGGAUGGAUGAUGACAGUUUUCUCCAUUGGAUCGAUGAUCAACGUGAUGACCUGGAUUGUUUCUUCUUUGGUGCUCUAUGCAAGGGCUGGGAAAGUUUUGUUCGUGAUGAAAACAGCAAGACCCAGGAAACUGCACGUUUACGAGCAUCCAAAAGAAAGGAGAAGCUAAGACAGUGGACCCAGACCGAGUCAGCGAACGAGGAAAUCCUCCGUAAACACGAUAUUACAUUUGGACACUGGACGGCAAACAUAUCUGUUUCGGAGGGCUUAAAGCAUCAGCGAGCUAUCCAAGACCAGCAGGAUGAUUUUAACUUCAUGGCCUCCGCGUUCUCUCGCAUAUAUUCAAACUUGAGGCGUGAAAAUGGCUUCCUUGCUACCAAAACGAAGCAUAAAUGGCGUUUAGAUCAGACAGAAGGACGCAGUAGAAUGCGGCUACGAGUUACUCCAGACGAUACCACUGGGAAACAAGACUAUCAGCCGAAGAGAAGAGCCACUAAUGAAACGCCUGAUGUCAAGUUGGAUGUUCGAGUCCGUUCUGUUUCUGAUAGCGACGUUGUCGCUCUCUCGCCCGCCACUAUGGUUGCUGACACCGUUGAUACGGAGUCUCUUGAUAACGAGUCCGAAGGCAAAUCUGCCACUGAAGAUAGCUUCGAACUGAUUGAUGAGCCAACAGGCAACGACCCUUAUGAAGAUAAAAAUCGCAAAGUCAUGAAAAAUCUCCAGCGCGGCGAUCAGGUUCAAUACGUGUGUAACAUCUCUCGUAUAAUUGGGCUUGAAGCAUGUGAAGGCCUUCUGAUCCUUGGAAAAAUCAGUCUCUAUAUAAUGGAUAACUUCUUCCAGCGUUCAGACUGCGAGAUAGUGCAUGUAUCACAAGCGCUCCCUGAGGAACGGGAUCCUUAUGUACGCGUGAUUUCUGGCCGGGAAUCUGAUGAUCGCAAGCAGGACAAUGGAGGCCAUCGAUCCAGGAGCUGGAUUUGGGCGGAUGUGAUCAGCGUCUCGAAGCGCCAAUUCCUCUUCCGUGACGUGGCAUUGGAGAUAUUCUUCUCUGAUGGGCGUAGUUAUCUACUCACACUAAUUUCUGCCAAGUUACGCAACGAGUUAUAUAACGAGCUUACUUCUCGAGCGCCCCAGAUUCAUGGAAACAGCAACCUGCCCGAGGACUCCUGGCGUUUUGAAACUCUGCGCAGUGAAGGGAAUAGCUCACAAUUCUUUGGAUCGAAAUUUGUCAACGUGUUUAGCCAACUGCCUUCUCAUCCGGCGACACGGAAAUGGUUGAAGGGGGAGAUGUCAAACUUCCAUUAUCUAAUGCUAGUCAAUACACUGGCAGGUCGAACCUUCAAUGAUUUGACCCAAUAUCCAGUAUUCCCCUGGAUUCUCGCCGACUACACUAGCGAGGAGUUGGAUCUCACAAACCCAAGAACAUUCCGGGACCUUUCGAAACCAAUGGGAUGUCAAACUAUGGCCCGGGAAGCUGAUUUCAGAAGUAGAUAUCAGUCCUUUGCAGAAAUGGGCGAUGAGAACGCCCCUCCGUUUCAUUAUGGGACGCACUACUCCUCCGCCAUGAUCGUAUGCUCAUACCUAAUACGACUUCAGCCAUUCGUGAAAUCAUAUCUCCUACUGCAGGGCGGGGCGUUUGACCAUGCCGAUCGUCUAUUUUUCUCGAUCCCAGACGCAUGGAAUUCAGCGUCCCGAGUAAAUAUGACCGAUGUCAGAGAACUAAUUCCUGAGUUUUUCUACUUGCCAGAAUUCCUAUCCAAUUCAAACAACUAUGAUUUUGGAGUACGACAAAGCACAGGUCAAUCCAUUGAUUCUGUGGAACUUCCUCCCUGGGCGAAAGGAGACCCUAGGAUAUUUAUAGCCAAACAUCGUGAAGCACUCGAGAGCCCGUUUGUUACCCGGAAUCUACAUCAGUGGAUUGAUUUAGUAUUUGGUGCUAAACAACGAGGUGAAGCAGCUCUUGAAUCCGUCAACGUGUUCCACCAUUUGUCAUACCGCGGUGCCAAAGAUCUUGACAGCAUUGAAGAUCCAAUGGAGAGACUAGCAACGAUAGGCAUUAUACAUAACUUUGGACAAACCCCUCACCAGGUGUUCCAUAAACACCAUCCAGCGCGGGAAGAGGCGCAACACAAACCUGGCCGCCUAGACACUGCCGCAGAGUCUUUAACCCGUCUACCAUUUACUUUACUUGAUAUUCAAGAGCGGGUGGCGUCGUUGUCAUUCUCUGUUAAACAGGACAGACUACUCUGUGCAGCGGCAUUUCGCCUUAACAUUCCUCCAGUAUAUGAUAAAUAUAUGGAAUGGGGAUUCUCGGAUGGUAGCGUCCGAUUUUAUGCUGCUGAUUCAAGAAAGUUAAUCGGUCAUUUCGAACAUGUCCAUAUCGGACAACUAUCCUGUGCUAUAUUUGCUGAUUCCCAGACAUUGAUCACCUCUGGCACUGAUUGUACGAUAGCUGUCUGGUCCUUUACGUCAACAUCUCGAUCCGUCGACCUCCUCCCUAAAGCGUCACUUUUUGGGCAUCGAUCGCCUGUCACGAUCCUGGCUGUGUCAAGAUCGUUUAGCACCAUUCUAUCAGCGUCGAAGGACGGUAAGGUCAUGUUAUGGGACCUUAACAGACUCGAGUUUAUCAGGGAGCUACCAUCCGGCCCAACAGUUAAUUGUGCUCGGAUAAAUGACGCAACAGGGAAUAUUGCAGUAUGUCGCGGCAACCUAGUGAGCCUUUAUACUCUUAACGGCACCCUGCUUCUUGAAAGAGCGGUCUGUGAGCAGGCGGACGACAAUGUACUGUCAUGUGCCUUCUACGAAGGCGUCGGCAACGAAUGGCUAGAGCUCGAACUAUUCUUCACUGGUCAUCGUAAGGGCCUCGUAAACAUAUGGAGCAAAUGUAUCCGAGACGGCGUAUUCGAACUCGAUCUUAUUCGCCAGUUACAUCAUGUUAACACCUCUCGUGGCGAUGGAGCAGCAGCUCUCGCAGGGAUCACCUGUAUCCUACCGCUAUCGCAUGUUGUGUAUACAGGCGACGAAUCAGGACAGGUUUAUGAGUGGAAUUGUGUGCAGCGCCAUUAG
This is a messenger RNA of Arthroderma uncinatum, 7551 nucleotides long. RefSeq names its product beige/BEACH domain-containing protein. The transcript is spliced from 8 exons. Bases 1 to 7551 code for a protein of 2516 amino acids. Lineage: Eukaryota; Fungi; Ascomycota; Eurotiomycetes; Onygenales; Arthrodermataceae. Gene Ontology annotation, molecular function: protein binding. The record is from RefSeq and is a predicted model, not a curated record.